This is a messenger RNA of Amaranthus tricolor (Joseph's coat), 3490 nucleotides long. Its product is annotated as heat stress transcription factor A-2c-like. Gene Ontology annotation, cellular component: nucleus. NCBI's taxonomy places the organism in Eukaryota, Viridiplantae, Streptophyta, Magnoliopsida, Caryophyllales, Amaranthaceae. Bases 897 to 2018 code for a protein of 373 amino acids. The transcript is spliced from 4 exons. Gene Ontology annotation, molecular function: RNA polymerase II cis-regulatory region sequence-specific DNA binding; DNA-binding transcription factor activity. Gene Ontology annotation, biological process: regulation of transcription by RNA polymerase II. The record is from RefSeq and is a predicted model, not a curated record.
AAUAUUUUUUUUGAUAUCCUUCCUUUUUUUCUCCACAAUUUCCAGAAGUUUCCAAGGCUCACCAUCCAACAUCUAGCCAAGUAAAUAAAAUUAUAUAAAAAGACACCUACACAAAUCCAUAAAUAAAAAAUUACAUUAAGGAUCCUUCUUUCAUCCCUUCUAAUAUCUAGAACAUUCUACUCAAAAAAUAUUUAAUUCUAUUGACAAGUUCUAUUUAAGGGUCCAAAUGUCACUUCCUCAGUCCUCCUCAUCCUAAUUAGUCACCAAUUCUUCCCUAACACAUCAACAUAACUGCCAAAACCUACCUUACUACAUUGAAACAGAAGAAAAACAGAGCAUGUCAUAUUGUCCUCUAAGUAAAUUAGUCUUAAUUUAAUUUCUUGUAUUCCUUUUUGGUAACACUUUUUCCAGAUUUUUUCUAGUCUCUUCAAUUAUUUAUGCAAUCCAAAGCUUCUUUCUUUUUUCUUAAUCUUCUCUCAUUUCUUCCCCCCUUCUCUAUAAUUCAGAAUUUGAACUUUUUCAAUUAAAAUCAAUCAAAAUCUCAUCUGAGUUUGUUCCAAAUUUCUUUAAUUGAAUAAGUUUGAUCAAAUUCUCAACUGGGUUUAUGUAAAAUUUGAUUAUAUUUCAAUAAAUUUCAUCAAAUUCUUAUCUGGGUUUAGUCCAUUUUCUUUCAUUUCUUCUUCUAUUACCUUUUGUUCAUCCCCUAUUUUUCAUUAUCCAAGAUUUGAAAAAAUCAAUCAAACUCUCAUCUUUCAUCAAAUUCUCAUCUGGGUUUAGUCCAAUUUCACUUACAUUGUCACUAAAUCAUUGAUCAAAUUGAGUUGUGUCUUUGAUCAAUCAGCAAAAACUAAACAUACCACUACAAAUUUAUAAAUUUUAAGUAAAUUUCUUCAAUCAUGAACCCUUUUUAUCAAGUAAAAGAAGAGCACCCGGGUGAAGAUUUAAUCAAUUUUCCUACACCUCAGCCAAGAGAAGGAUUACAUGAAGUGGGUCCACCUCCAUUUUUAACCAAAACAUAUGAAAUGGUUGAUGAUCCAAGUACUGAUAAUAUAGUCUCAUGGAACAGAGGAGGUCAUAGCUUUGUAGUUUGGGAUCCUCAUGCUUUUGCUUCAUCUUUACUUCCAAGGAAUUUCAAGCACAAUAAUUUCUCUAGCUUUGUAAGGCAACUAAAUACUUAUGGUUUUAGAAAGAUUGAUCCAGAUAGAUGGGAAUUUGCUAAUGAAGGGUUUAUGAAAGGGCAAAAGCAACUUCUAAAGAGCAUAAGGAGAAGGAAGCAUUUAUCAAAUUCUUGUUCUUCUCAACAAGGAGUUAUAGAGCCUUGUGUAGAAUUAGGAAGAUUUGGUCUUGAUGGUGAAGUUGAUAGAUUAAAGAGAGAUAAGCAAGUAUUAAUGAUGGAAUUAGUGAAGUUAAGACAACAUCAACAAAACACAAGAGCUUACUUACAAGCUAUGGAACAAAGAUUACAAGCAACAGAGAUGAAGCAACAACAAAUGAUGAAUUUCUUAGCAAGAGCAAUGCAAAACCCUUCUUUUUUACAACAAUUAGUCCAACAAAAAGAGAGGAGAAAAGAAUUAGAAGAAGCCUUAACCAAGAAGAGAAGAAGGCCUAUUGAUCAAGGCCAAAAGAGUAACUUAUUAAGAGGGGAAUCAAGUAAUGAGAAUGUUGUAGGAAUGGGGCAUGUUAAGGUUGAGCCUAUAGACUUUGUGGAUUCUUAUAGCUAUGAUCAUCAUCAUACUCAUGGAGGGUUUUCUGAGCUCGAGGCAUUAGCACUCGAAAUGCAAGGGUUCGGUAAGGUUGGGAACGAGCAAGGGGAGGUCCAAGAUGGAAGUUUAGACCAAUUUGAUGGGGAUGAUAAAGAACUUGAUGAAGAGUUUUGGGAGGAGUUGUUGAAUGAAAGGUUUAAGGCCUUAAAUGAUCAUGGCAACUGCGAAAAUGUAGAAGAUGUUAAUGUUCUAGCAGAUAGAUUGGGUUACUUAGGUUCAGGUUCGGGUUCGGGUUCAGGUUCAAGCCCCAAUUAGAAAGAAGACCCUAAUUGGAUUCACUUCAUCUCUAUGGAGAGGGAAGAAAGUCGAGCCACCUUACUUGUUUAAAAGGGAGAUUUAAAUCUACUUUCAAAGUCUUUCAAUUCCUUGUUUUUCCAAAAAAAUUGAUUUGUUGUAGUCUUUUUGUGUUGUGGAAUGUCUGCUCUCAUAUAUAUUUAUUACGUAUUGUAGGAAUACAGGCAUUGUUCAGAUUUCAGAAUAAAGAAGUUAAAAUGAAGUUUCUUUGCACAAAUUUUGUGUAAAGAUUGGUUGAUUCAAGUUCAAAUCGAAAAGCGUUUGCUGCUACAUGUCAUCAAGAUUGAGAACAUUGAAGUUUAAUUAUUGGUUUGAAGACUUUCUAUAUUGUAUUUUCGUCCCUUUUAUUUUGCUAUAAGGAUCUGAAUUAAAUUUUUUAAUAAAGAGUUGAAAUAUAAAAUUAAAAAAUUCAAAGGAUGAAAAAACUAAAAUAAAAUUAAGAGAGAAAACGUAUUAGUAUGAAAGAUAGUGAGCACUAUUUAAAUUAGAAUUGUGACAAUAUAAAAAGAAUUACUUAAAAUGAUAAGUGUAGCAAAAUAAAGGAAUCGAAGGGAUAAUCGAAAUUCUAAUUUGAAGUUUUAUUUUGCUUUUGGACGGAGUUCUUGGCAAGCAAUUAUCCUUGAAUUCUUGACAAGUAAUUAUCAUGAAUAAUUCUUAAUUAUGCAAAAUAUAUUUACAUUUUUUUGUGUUUUUUUAUAAAACAUAUUUGAUCAAGAGUUUUGGCAAUGUUAAUUUAGAAGUUAUAGGCUAUUUAUAGUUAAAAAGGACAUUAGUUGUAAGUAGUAGUAUAAUUUGUUAUGAAUGGUAUGUGUGACUUGAGUGCACAAUUGAAGUGUGUAUUCAUGUGUGUGACUCUUGAUUUGUGGAAUCCAAAAGGGUGUAAUUAUGUGGAGAGUAUUCAUGGGAAUUAUUGGUGUUAAUGAAGAUUAAUGAAGAAGAAGAAAUGACUUGUUUUUGGUAGCUCGAUCAGAAUUCUGACAGAAGAAGCAGAAUGGUCGCUUGACUACUCGCUCAACCGAGCGAGCCUUAUUGAUCGGUCGAGCGGUCAGACAGAAUGAUCCAGAAUGCAGCUGAUGCUCGCUCGACCGAGCGAGCUCUCUGUUUCGGUCGAGCGGAUCCUCUGAUGUGUAUGGAAUGCUGUUUUUCGACCUUUCAAGUUCUUGGAGUUAUUUCAUAUUAUUCAUUACUCUAUAUUAAUACUAUAUUCAAGUGAGCUAUUGACAUUCGUGUACCUAGUACUAUAUAUAGAGCUCUCAUACUCACACAUCAAACACAUCAAACACAACCCCUAAGCCAAACACAGCAUUUUGUUUUUAUCUCUUACUCAUUUGUAAUUCUUCAUUUAGAAGUGUUGUUUAUACUCUUUUGAUAUAAUAUAAACAGAAACUACACACCACAGAGUACGUAGCCAUCAUUGGGUGAACCUCCUUAAA